This is a messenger RNA of Helianthus annuus (common sunflower), 630 nucleotides long. RefSeq lists its product as uncharacterized. Lineage: Eukaryota; Viridiplantae; Streptophyta; Magnoliopsida; Asterales; Asteraceae. The transcript is spliced from 2 exons. The record is from RefSeq and is a predicted model, not a curated record. Bases 1 to 630 code for a protein of 209 amino acids.
AUGGGAACUGCUAAAGCCAUAGCAAAAUGGACUAAGCAGUAUACAGAUGAGGCUUAUGAAAGGCUGAAAAGAAGGAAAAUAACAUAUCCUAAUGUACCAAAGAAGCCUGAACACAAAGAGCCAAAACAGAUCAUUGAUCCUAAACCACUGUUCACAUCAGCAGAUACCAUCAAGAAAAUGGAUCUAAAUGAAGAUAGCUCAGUGAAAAUAGAAAAGGAAGAAGAAGAAAAAGAAAAGGUAUUGACCAAACCCACAUCACCAAACACUUCAGCAGAUAUGACAGACAUUAAGCUUGAACAAAGAAAAAGGCAAGAGCUGAUUGAACAAGAAGCUGCAGAAGACAUAGCUGCAGCAAAUGAAAUCAUAAAAAAGGCCUUCAAUCAAAUGUCAGCUGAAAACUCAGAAGUAGAAAAAGGUCAGAGUACUGAUCAUGCUGAAAACUUUGAACUAUCAAAAGCUCCGAGUGCUGAUCAUGUUGAAAACUCUGAACCAGCAAAAGUACUGAGUACUGAUCAACAACCUAUCACAAGGCCACAAUCCCCUGACUCAUCAGUGAAUAAACCUCUCUCAAGAAACCCAUUGGGUUCAAAAGAUUAUGAUGAUGCUCCUGUUGACUUCUAUGCCGUAUAG